This is a messenger RNA of Somion occarium, 1113 nucleotides long. The record is from the annotation of a GenBank genome assembly. NCBI's taxonomy places the organism in Eukaryota, Fungi, Basidiomycota, Agaricomycetes, Polyporales, Cerrenaceae.
ACGUUGUAAUUGCAUAUCCACAUAUUUCCGAACACGAGGACUGCGCAAAACUUCUUGGUAGAGUCCAAUUCAUCGGCCUCCGAAGAACGACGAACUUCUAGGAUACUUGGAUCCAUUCCGAUGGCAAUUACGUCCAGACGCAUGGGCCUUAGCGAAGGCACAAGGGUGUCAGGGGAACGAAAGAACAAGAUCUCCGACGCCGAUGCUAUUAUACAACAACAAUUGACCAAUGGGGGUCGAAAACCCUGGAACGAAGAUUUCUUCUCUCGUUUACCGAUUAUCGUCCAAACCGUAUUAGGACUCAUCGUUCAGCGCCCCUCGGUCCAGGUCCUCGUCGACAUCCGUCGACUGGGACCAACGCCUUACCGGAGGAGGAAGGUCAGAACCGUUCAUUGGCUCGAGAAUUGUAAGAAUUGUAACAACUGUGGCAUAAGGACAUUCUUCUUAGUUCUCGGUCUGCGUUGUCUCAACUUCGACCAGCCAUCUCCUUUACAAAGUCCUUUUGCGAUGACCGUUUCGCGUUUCUUUGUGCAGCUUAAGCAGACCCUGCACUCGAUCCUCAAGAGGCUUUGGACUCUGCCCCGCUCGCGGCAGGGACCUGCCUCACGGUUCCCUGACGUUAGACCAUCUGAAGAUUACAUCAGAACGCCUCUAAAAGGGGACUACGAGGAGGGGUUCAGCCCCGAAUCGUGGUACGCCACCGGAGGCGGGUCUUUUGAGGACGCCAACGGCGUCAUCAAGGCGUUGAGCUCGAUCCACCAACAUUCGCAUGUUGCUAUUACUACUGAGUUCUCCUUCUCAACGGAAAAUGACCAAGAAAACUCUGCGGUAUUUGCGCCACCAAACACACCGCUUCCCUCGCCACUGAUCUUCGCGGCUGUCGAUCCAUCCGACGAGCCUGUUGUCGUGACAGUGGUUUGACGUAGCAUAUUCCACGAUAAAAAGUAGGACGGCCUCUCCGGUACCUCCUCAUGUAUCGUAAUGUUUUCAUUAGCUCAAGGAUUGUCAUGCAGUUGUUGAGACAUCAUUAUUAAAUGUUAAACGUUGAGCAUUGGGCAGUGAAUUUGGCCGCAGCGGUCGUUUGAGUCAAUCACGCCGUCAUCUGAUGUGGCU